AUGCCAGCGGUAGGAGGAAUGGGCAGAGUUGCAGGUGGUAAUGACAAAGGCAGACUCACAAGUGGCCAGUGUUUCAACUCUUUUGUCUGUAUCCGCGGUCUCCUCCGUGCUCCCAACUUUCGGCGUUGUCUUUUCUACGGUGAAGUGGCAAAGAGUGCUUGCAAGCAGUUCGUGUUGGCACGACUGUCAAAGCAGGGAGGCGAGCCGUUCAAAGUGGAGGUAGAGUGGACCAUCUUCUGCUCCGCCUUCCCUUCGCCACUCAAGAUCACCACUAUUCCCUCCUCCCACCAUUCACCAAGCCUGCAAGCAAGCGAGCACUGUUGGCAGUGUAGACGAUACUCUGGAGUUACUCUGGGCAAAGUCUCCUCGGUGGUCGUGGCAAGGGCUGGUGGGGGAAGGGAGGCGCAUGCAUGCAUUUACACCAUCCGCGUUUUCCACUCGGUGCCUCUUUCUUACCUCUACCACCUGUCGCUCGGUGCGUGUGAAAUUGUCGUAAACAGACGGUGA
Hydatigera taeniaeformis is the source of this 507-nucleotide messenger RNA. The record is from the annotation of a GenBank genome assembly. Lineage: Eukaryota; Metazoa; Platyhelminthes; Cestoda; Cyclophyllidea; Taeniidae.